Molecule: messenger RNA, 1493 nt
Organism: Elaeis guineensis (African oil palm)
Lineage: Eukaryota; Viridiplantae; Streptophyta; Magnoliopsida; Arecales; Arecaceae
Product: galactinol synthase 2
Molecular function (GO): glycosyltransferase activity
Source: RefSeq, a predicted model, not a curated record
UUCUCUUGGAGAUCAUUCCAAGCUUUCGAAGUUUUCGAGCUCUCUGCUCUCGUCCUUCUUGCCCAGUCUUCUCCUCCUCCUCCUCUCUUACGCUUCUCUUCUUUUCAUUUAACUUCUGUUCGAGUUGUUAGCGAUGGCGCCAGAGAUCGUCAGGAAGGCAGCGGUGGUCGCAGCAUAUGGAAAGCGUUCGGCGGCGGCGGCGGUGUCGAGAAGGGCGUACGUGACGUUCCUCGCCGGCGACGGGGACUACUGGAAGGGCGUGGUCGGGUUGGCGAAGGGGCUGAGGAAGGUGAAAUCCGCGUAUCCGCUGGUGGUGGCGGUGCUGCCGGACGUGCCGGAGGACCAUCGUCGGAUCCUCCGCUCCCAGGGAUGCCUCGUCCGCGAGAUCGAGCCCGUCUACCCCCCGGAGAACCAGACCCAGUUCGCUAUGGCCUACUACGUAAUCAACUACUCCAAGCUCCGUAUCUGGGAGUUCGUGGAGUACCAGAAGAUGAUAUACCUGGACGCGGAUAUCCAGGUAUACGAUAACAUCGACCACCUCUUCGAUCUCCCGGAUGGCGACUUCUAUGCGGUGAUGGAUUGUUUCUGCGAGAAGACUUGGAGUCACACGCCGCAAUACGAGAUUGGAUACUGCCAGCAGUGCCCGGAUAAGGUAUCCUGGCCGGAGGACAAGCUUGGACCCCGGCCGGCGCUCUACUUUAACGCCGGGAUGUUCGUCCACGAGCCCAGCCUCGCCACCGCCGAGUCUCUCCUUAAGGCCGUCAGGUCCACUCCCCCCACCCCGUUCGCCGAGCAGGACUUUUUGAACAUGUUCUUCAAGGAUGUUUACACGCCGAUCCCUGGGGUUUACAAUUUGGUCCUCGCGAUGCUGUGGAGGCACCCGGAGAACGUGGAGCUGGACAAGGUCAAGGUGGUCCACUACUGCGCUGCGGGGUCGAAGCCGUGGAGGUACACGGGGAAGGAGGCGAACAUGGAUCGGGAGGACAUCAAGACGCUGGUGAAGAAGUGGUGGGAAACAUACAACGACGAGUCGUUGGACUACAAGGGACCGGCGGUGGCGGAGGCCGCGGUUCCGGCGACAGCGCAGGCGCCGGCGCCGGCGGACGGGUUGAAGCAGCCGUUCCUGGAGGCCCUGUCGGAGGCUGGGGUGGUGCAUUACGUGACUGCACCCUCGGCGGCAUGAUAUGGGGAAGCCGCAAUGGCGCUCUCGGGCUCCCUUUUUUUUUUCUCAAGAUUAAUAAGUCUCUUUUGGAAAAAUAGUGUCUUUGGACUUUGUUAAUAUUUGGAAUGGAUAAAUAAUAGUGUGUUUCUAUAAAGCAGAUUAUGACCUAAGAAAAGGGGGAAAGAAAGGGUUUAUAGGGUAAAGAUGUUCUCAAAUCGCGGGAUUGCAGUUAUUUGUUAACUAUUUGCAAUUCAUGCUGGUGUAUAAUAUGGAGUGAUUGAAAAAGAAAAAAAAAAAAGUUCUGAAGAAGAAAAAAGUUGGGUCUGAAAAA